CUGCCCCCAUGUAAAGACUCGCAAAAAGUUAUUUCGUAUUAUACUAUAGCCGAUAUCGACAAUAUUUUGCUAGACUAAGUAGCGAUGAGCAACAUAUAUAUUCAGGAGCCUCCUACCCACGGAAAGAUACUCCUAGUAACAUCAGCUGGUGAUAUUGAUAUUGAACUCUGGUCGAAAGAGGCACCAAAAGCAUGUCGCAACUUCGUACAACUCUGCAUGGAAGGUUACUAUGACAACACAAUAUUCCAUCGUGUGGUGCAUGACUUCAUAGUACAAGGUGGAGAUCCCACUGGAACUGGACAUGGUGGAGAUUCAAUAUAUGGUAGUCCAUUCAAGGAUGAAUUUCAUACCCGGUUACGAUUCAGUCGCCGUGGUCUUGUGGCCAUGGCAAAUGCAGGACCAGAUGAUAAUGGAAGUCAGUUUUUCUUUACAUUUGGACCAACAGCAGAACUUCAAAGAAAACACACCAUUUUUGGAAAGGUGGUGGGAAACACACUGUAUAACAUGCUCAAACUUCAAGAUGUUGAAACUAACGAUGAUGAGAGACCACUUUACCCACAUAAAAUAGUCAAAACGGAGAUUUUGUCUAACCCGUUUGAUGACAUUGUUCCACGAGACAUCAAAAAAAUCAAGAAGGUUGCCGAUAAUGUGAAGAAGACUCAGAGCAAGUCAAAGGCUACAAAAAAUUUUAGUCUCUUGUCUUUUGGUGAAGAGGCAGAGGAGGAUGAGCAAGAAACAAACAUGGCAACAAAAACAAUGCGUGGUAAGAGUAAGAGCAGCCAUGACCUGAUCAACGACCCCAAACUGAGUUCAGUUCCAGCAGUUCAGAUGGAGGUAGAGGAAGACAAGAAGACGGAUACGAAGAAGAGGAAGAAAUCAGAUGACGAGGACACACCCAGCAAACCUGAAGAAGAUAUCUCUAAAGAAAUGGUUCAGAAGAAACUGAAGAAAGAGGAUAAAGAUAAAACUUUGACUUCUGACGAUGAAAAGAAGAUGCAUGACAAAAAAACAGAUCACAGGAAGUCAGAAGAGAAGAAACCAGAAGACAAAAAGAACAGCUUCCAAACAUCUGAUGAUAAAAAGUCUGAUUCUAAGCAUAUUGCUGAGACAAAGACAGACGUUAAAAAAGUUGAAGAAAAAAAGACAGACUCUAAAAAAGGUGUUGAAAAAAAGAUCAGUGAUAGACAUGAUAAGAAUGUUGAUUCCAAACAUGCGACAGAAAAAGUGGAGGAGAAGAAAGUGGAGGAUAAAAAGUCUUUAAGUCGUAGUGAAGAACUCCGAGCAGAAGUACGAAAACUACAAAAGGAACUGAGUGUUGCCAAGAAACAGAAGGAAAAGACAGAGAAAGAAGAAAAAGCUAAAGAUGUCGUUUCUGAAGAAAACACUAACUUAGAUGAGAUGCCCAAGGUAGACAUGUUGGCAGAAUAUAAACAGGAGCGACAAAAGUUUAAGGAACUGCGAAAACAACAACCAAAGGGUUCAAGCCGCGAGUCAGCUACACUAGAAUUGCUGGCCAAGUUCCAAGCUAAACUAAGUGCAGCUAAGAAACUUGCCUCUAACUAUUCGGAUGAUGAGGAGGAGGAGGAAACCAAAGAAGAGAAUGAGGAGGAGGAGGAUCCCAAUGAUAUUUCCUGGAUGUGUCACAAGCUGCGAUUUGUCGACAAGAGUCAUAAAGUGUUGGAUGCCAAUGUGACAGAUGCUGACAGGUAUGAGAUCUUUGACCCACGCAACCCCAUCACAAAGAGGAGAAGAGAGGCCAGCAAGCAAGCCAUGAAAGAGGGCAAACGUGAAAAGGACAGCAGACGAUAAUGUGAACUUUCCAGUUCAUGUUGAAACGUUUUAGUACGGCAGACAUGAAAAGAACAACAGACGCUAAUGUGAACUUUUCAGUUCAUGUUGAAACAUUUUAAAAGGAAAGACAUGAAAGGGACACCUGACAGUAAUGUAAACAUUCUAAUUCAUGUUGAAAUGUUUUAGAAGGGCAGAUGUGAAAAGGACAGCAGGCAGUAAUGUGAAUGUUCCAGUUCAUGUUGAAAUAUUUUAGAACGGCAAUGAGAAUAGGACAGCAGGCGAUAAUGUGAUCAUUCCAGUACAUGUUGAAAUGUUUUAGAAGGGCUUCCAAAGAAUGAACAGGCUCCCAAAUACUUUAUAGUGGCACAAAUUUCAAAAUAAUAGAUGCUGAUGAGGACAUCCAGCUUGCAGAUGACAUCCUGGUAACAGUAACAUUCCUGUGCAUGGCAACAUCUUGGUUUAUAACAAUGGAGGAGCUAGCUCAUACAAUUUAUGGUGGCAAAAAAUCCGCUUUCAGAGAUAGAAGUUCACAAAUGUUUUAAGAAAUUCGGGAUGUUUCUGCUACACUGGACCUGUAUCUGUUCCUGUUCGUUAAUGAAAAGCCUACAGAAACCCUGUUUUUCAUGACCCUGUAAUGUUUUCUAGAUUGUUUAAAACCAAGAUCCUUUCAUCUUUUCACUGUGACCGAGAAUGAGACAUUCAGCAAUUUGUGGUUGUGAAAAGAUCAAAGAGAUGAAUGUGUUUUGUCUACCUGUAACAUAGGAUGUAACAUUUGCUGAUGCAUUUUCAGUCAUUUUGUGUGUACAAUUCUGUUAUAUGCAGUUAUUCACAGAGAUUUGCCUUAUGAACUGGGACUAAAAAAUAUUACUGUUUCAGACUUGGAAAACAGAGCCUGGACUCUGGUCUCUAACUCAUAUAAUUGCUGUAAUAAUGGUAACUGCAUGAUUCUUUGAAAUAAUUUACAGAUGUGCAGGAUUUCAUAAUGGGGUACACCUGAGUUUGUUUUGAAAAAAAAUCAAUAUGUAAAAUUAAAUUAAACUACCUAACAUGGUGCUGUUUUUAACACUAUUUUUCAUAUAAGGGUGUAUACUCUAGAUAAAGAUGUAUUGUGUUUUUAUCUCUGUAACAAAGGUAAAAAUAAUUUGUUCUGAAUUUAUUAUUUUGAAGUACAAUAAAAUACCUUUCACAAUUAACGAAUUAAAACAUUAAAAAAGUU
Molecule: messenger RNA, 3007 nt
Organism: Gigantopelta aegis
Lineage: Eukaryota; Metazoa; Mollusca; Gastropoda; Neomphalida; Peltospiridae
Product: spliceosome-associated protein CWC27 homolog
Exons: 11
Coding region: 85-1809 (574 amino acids)
Biological process (GO): protein folding; protein peptidyl-prolyl isomerization
Cellular component (GO): catalytic step 2 spliceosome
Molecular function (GO): peptidyl-prolyl cis-trans isomerase activity
Source: RefSeq, a predicted model, not a curated record